UCAACAUGCCUAUGCAAAAAGAUCUCGAACAAAUUCACAAUGAACUUCAACAAAUCUUGAAAGAAAGCAGAAGUCUAACUCAAAAGAAAAAAUAUUCUUCUGAAGAAAUUCAAGGGUUACAAGAAAGACUCUCAAAGAUUGAUGCUCAAUACAAGGAAGGCAUCAUUGAUGACCGUAACAAGAACGAUGCUAACGAUGACCCUUAUGAACAUGAUGGUCAAGCUCAAGUAGCUGAUGAUUUAGCCAAAGUUCAUCAAACCUUGUCUCAGUUAUUGGAUCGUACUGAAUAAUAAUAAUAAAAAGUGGUUUAUUUCUUAGCA
Gilbertella persicaria is the source of this 320-nucleotide messenger RNA. RefSeq lists its product as uncharacterized. The record is from RefSeq and is a predicted model, not a curated record. NCBI's taxonomy places the organism in Eukaryota, Fungi, Mucoromycota, Mucoromycetes, Mucorales, Choanephoraceae. The transcript has 2 exons. Bases 6 to 290 code for a protein of 94 amino acids.